Molecule: messenger RNA, 3430 nt
Organism: Sorex araneus (European shrew)
Lineage: Eukaryota; Metazoa; Chordata; Mammalia; Eulipotyphla; Soricidae
Gene: CCNL2
Product: cyclin L2
Exons: 11
Coding region: 1165-2748 (527 amino acids)
Biological process (GO): regulation of transcription by RNA polymerase II
Cellular component (GO): nucleus
Molecular function (GO): cyclin-dependent protein serine/threonine kinase regulator activity
Source: RefSeq, a predicted model, not a curated record
GGGGACUAUAUGGGAUGCUGGGAAUUGAACCUGGGUCAGCUACGUGCAAGGCAAAAGCCCUACCCGCUGUGCUAUUGCUCCAGUCCUUCUCUGGCCUUCUACAGAAGGGCUUCUCUGGGGUGCUGCCUUUGGGGGACACCACCGUGUCCUUCCUGGGCAAAUGGCCGAAUGGUAAUAGACCCCAGUGGAUCCCAAAGCGCAGGGGUCCCCUGGGCCUCCACGGGAAGAGGAAAAUCCCACUCCCAGAUGAAGAGGAAGUCAGAAGGGAGGCCCUUUCAUCGCUUUUCGUGCCUCGUCAACUGGAGCAAGCACUCUCGCGGCACGUUUGUAGAGCUGAGGUGGAAAGCUAGGCGAAGGGGGGCAGACCUCGGAGUUCCGCAUACUGAGACCACAGCAGGCGGAGGCACAAAGUACAGGUAAGUUAAGGUCUGACAACCGGCAGCUGUGGCAAUGACAGCUGAAGCGGAGCGGCGUGGAUACAGAUUAUCUGCUGUACAGGCUCAGAAAAAGGAGGUUUCACAGCUUCACUCAGGUUUUAGGAAACAAGUAGCCGCCCAGUCCUCGCCCGUCCCCGAGGCCGCCGGCGCCCCGGGGGUUCUGUGUGGUCCCCGCAGCUGCCUCGCGCCGGCACACGAACGCGGGCGAGCUCAGGCCCUUUGUCCUACCAACUCCCCCACGGUCCCCGCGACCCCAGCCUGCCCCGAAGCCUCGUGGACACCCUGCUGGCGGGACGAGGCCGGAGGCCACACGGCCGCUGGGACCCGCAAAUCCCCGAGGAUUUUCUGAGAGCGUGGGGCCGCUGAGGGGAGCGGACGCCGCGAGAGCUGGGGACCGAGCUUAAGCUCGCUGAGCGACGGGAGCCGACCCCUUCCGGUUCGGCUGCGGGCCGCCGCCGACUUCUUCCGGGUCGGAGCUCUGGCAGCCGCCUCGCGCCUGCGCCGCGGGGAUCCCUGGGUAACGAGCCCGCCUCCGCCCGCUCAGGGUUCCGGCCGUGGCCGCGGGCGCAACACAGACAGGCAGGCCCCUUAGCCAAUCGCCACACGGCGACGCCGGGUCGUCCGCCAACGGAGCCAAUGGCUCGGGAGGGGCGGGGCGCGCCGGGCGUCAGGCGUCUCGAGGAGCCGCCCUGCCGGGAAGGAGCCGAGAGGGACUCGGCGGCACAAAAUGGCGGCGGCAGCGGCGGCUGGGGCUGCCGGGACGGGCGCUCCGGGCCCCGUGCUCCCCGUGGCGGCGGCCGCGGCUCCGGCCUCGGGCAGCGCAGCGCCGGGCUCGCAGGGGGUGCUCAUCGGGGACCGGCUGUACUCCGGGGUGCUCAUCACCUUGGAGAACUGCCUCCUGCCCGACGACAAGCUGCGCUUCACGCCGUCCAUGUCGAGCGGCCUCGACACCGACACCGAGACCGACCUCCGCGUGGUGGGCUGCGAGCUCAUCCAGGCGGCGGGCAUCCUGCUGCGCCUGCCGCAGGUGGCGAUGGCGACCGGGCAGGUGUUGUUCCAGCGCUUCUUCUACACCAAGUCUUUCGUGAAGCACUCCAUGGAGCACGUGUCGAUGGCCUGCGUUCACCUGGCCUCCAAGAUCGAAGAGGCGCCCAGGCGCAUCCGGGACGUGAUCAACGUCUUUCACCGCCUCCGACACCUGCGAGAGAAAAGGAAACCGGUGCCUCUGCUGCUAGACCAAGAUUAUGUUAACCUAAAGAACCAGAUCAUAAAGGCCGAGAGACGAGUUCUCAAAGAAUUGGGUUUCUGUGUCCACGUGAAGCACCCUCACAAGAUAAUCGUUAUGUACCUUCAGGUGUUAGAGUGUGAGCGUAACCAACACCUGGUCCAGACGUCAUGGAAUUACAUGAACGACAGCCUUCGCACCGACGUCUUUGUGAGGUUCCAGCCUGAGAGCAUUGCCUGUGCCUGCAUCUACCUGGCGGCACGCACCCUGGAGAUCCCUUUGCCCAAUCGUCCCCAUUGGUUUCUUCUGUUUGGAGCAACUGAAGAAGAAAUUCAGGAAAUCUGCUUAAAAAUCCUGCAGCUUUAUACUCGAAAAAAGGUUGAUCUGGCGCUCCUGGAAGGUGAAGUUGAGAAGAGAAAGCAUGCCAUCGAGGAGGCCAAGGCUCAGGCCAAGGGCCUGCUGCCUGCUGGCACGCAGCUUCCAGACCACACGGCGGGCUUCUCCCCUGCCCCCAAGCUGGCGGAAUCACCCAAAGAGGGCAAAGGGAACAAGACAUCCCCGCUUUCGGCGAAGAGUACCAAGAGGAAAGCAGAGGGUGCUAAGAGAGCCAAAGGCGACAGCCCAGUGAAUGGCUUGCCCAAGGGCCGAGGGAGCCGCAGUCGCAGCCGGAGUCGUGAGCAGAGCUAUUCCAGGUCCCCCUCGCGAUCUGCUUCUCCAAAGAGGAGGAAAAGCGAGAGCGGCUCCACAUCUGGCGGAUCCAAGUCACAAAGCCGCUCACGGAGCCGCAGCGACUCCCCGCCAAGGCAGGCACACCGGGGUGCCCCCUACAAGGCCUCCAAAGUGCGGAGCUACCGCAAGGCCAAGGACUGCAAGUGCCCCCCACAGAAGCCCCCCGCCUCUCGGAGCCGCAGCUCCUCACGCUCCAGAAGCCACUCCAGGGAACGGCCUGACCAUCCGGGGAAGUACAAGAAGAAAAGUCAUUACUACAGAGAGCAGCGGCGGGAACGUGAGCGCUCCCGCUCCUAUGAGCGGACGGGCCAUCGCUAUGAGCGGGACCACCCUGGGCACAGCAGGCACCGGAGGUGAGGGCAGAGCGCAAGGGGAAGGCAGCCCUUGGUGCGCACUUCAUCAGGACUGGCCUGCCCCUUCCACCCUUGGUGCACACUUCAUCGGAACUGGCCUGACUUGCGGCCUGCUGUGACUUGUUCUUGCGACGGUGGCUGGCCCUGGAUCUGACCUUGGGAUGAAUCCGGAAAUGGAAUCGAGAGGCUGGGACUAGCUGGAGGCUGUUCUGGGCCCAGGGCCUCCUGAGCAGCCCCACAGCGGACAGACCCAUGGUCCUGGCAGGGGCCUUGGUGCUAGCGACAGGCUGUCUCUCUGCUCCUGAACCCACACUCAAUUACGUUGAACCAAGAAAAUGACUUACCUUUGCCUAUAUUAGGUUGUACUUAUGUACAUAUUUUGCAGUGUUUCACAUGAGAAAAUGGCCUUAAUAGCCCCUUAUUCUCUAUUCACGUUGUAAAUAAACAUGUGUUUAAUACAAGUUAAAGCUAUAUAUGAAAACUCGGAACUUGAAUCUUGUCAGCUUAAAACUUGUGUAGAGAAUUCAGAUUUUUAAAAUGUGAAGGUAUUUAGAUCUGUGUUGAAAGUCGUCUAUUUUUAUCUGUGCGACGCUGAGUGCAGGCCACCAGCUCCUAAAUAGAGAAGUUUCCUAUAUAUGCAUUUUAUGUGGUUAAUAAACAAUCCUCUCUGCUCAGGACAUUUGGAA